Messenger RNA from Dovyalis caffra, 924 nucleotides. Lineage: Eukaryota; Viridiplantae; Streptophyta; Magnoliopsida; Malpighiales; Salicaceae. The record is from the annotation of a GenBank genome assembly.
AUGGAUGAUGAAAUGGAGGUGGAGUUUAUGGUGUUUGAAGCGCGUAAAGUUGAUCUUGAUUACGAGUUUGAUGCUGCAAAGUACUUCGAUUUCACUCGCGACGAGUCAAUCGCGGAGGCGCGUGAAUCUGAGCGGUGGUUUGAUGCGGCGUCGAGUUAUCCUCCGUCUCCAUUUGUGGCAAAGUUCGUGUUGGGAGAAGACAGUCUGCUGGAGAAUGUUAAUACCUCUCCAAAAUCUAAAGAUGAGGAAAAUAGGGCCACUCUGCUUAGUGAUGACAUGGGACCAGAAGUUUCUGCAGUAGAGGUGGACGAUAGAGGAUCAACUUUUUACCAUCAGAAAUCUACUGAUAAAUCAAAACCCAAGGAGAAAUCCUCUGUCAAGCCCACAUUUCCCAGGAGUUCAACUUUGAUGAAACCUACAGCCAGUCAGUUGGCUAAGCAAAAUCAGCCCCCUCUCGGUGGUUCCAGAUUUCAGACACUGCUGGGUCAAACAGAGAGAAGCUUAUGCAAUUCUUCUGCAAUGGAAAGUCAUUCUGCCAAGAGGCAGAAACUGGAAGGAGGUCACUUACGGAAGAUUGGCGAUGGAAAGCAGAAAACAGAUUUCAUCCACAAGAAAUCUGAAAAGGUUGGUAUUAUUGAUAAAAUCUCCUUUCAUACAAAACUAAGGCUCACUGUUCCGCGAGAGCCUGACCUUGAAACAGCACAAAGGGCACAAAGGAUGAGGUCCAAAGAUAGUACAGAACAGCAACAGAUGACAGUGCCUGCACGGAGAUUCAAAGCACGCCCACUGAACCGAAAGAUCCUUGAUGCUCCUUCGUUGCCUCUUCCAAAGAAGAGUACUCCAAAGUUGCCUGAGUUUCAAGCUGAAGUGCUAUUUCGCAGGGGCUGGACAAACCUAGUACAAUUUGUCUUGCAGAAAGAGUGA